Molecule: messenger RNA, 2084 nt
Organism: Aplysia californica (California sea hare)
Lineage: Eukaryota; Metazoa; Mollusca; Gastropoda; Aplysiida; Aplysiidae
Product: organic cation transporter protein
Exons: 10
Coding region: 1-1617 (538 amino acids)
Biological process (GO): transmembrane transport
Cellular component (GO): membrane
Molecular function (GO): transmembrane transporter activity
Source: RefSeq, a predicted model, not a curated record
AUGACUCUGGCUUUUGCUGUGGCCGAUGAGACCAAAUCUGGCAGGGAAAAGCUUGCCACACUUUUGAGAAUUCAAAAUCCCCACUUCCACUUGUGCGUCAUUCCGGGUCUUCUGAACGACACGUACAAGAUCCAGGGCCAGUGGCAUGCAGAGCUGGAGAACAGAAGCAUCCCGUACCUGCAGGAUGACAAGGAGUACUCGGAAUGUGAGGUCUACCGCUACACAAACGGCGUGGGCUUCUCCACCAACGUCACGGAGUCCUGUCAUGCCUGGGUCUACGACAGAAGCACUUUUGACCGGACAGUGGUCACCGAUCUCAACCUUGUGUGUGGUGACAAAAUGUUGCGGACUUACGCCAACAUGAUCUUGAUGGGAGGACUGUUGGUUGGAUCCCUGGUCCUGGGUUCGCUGUCCGAUGUGAUAGGACGUAAAAAAGUAUUGCUCAUUGGAGUGGCAGGCCACUUUGGGUCGUCCUUGGGUGUAACCUUCGUGACGUCAUACGAGGCGUUCGUCAUCCUACGAUUCUCCACAACUUUCUUCGGCAUCGGCAUGUUCCUCUCUGCCUUUGUGAUCGGCAUGGAGCUGGUAGGCCCAUCCAAGAGGAAGUACGCUGGUAUUGUCAUCGAGAUUUUCUGGUGUAUUGGGCUUUUCAUCCAGAAUGGCGUGGCCUACGGACUCCGAGACUGGCGAUACCUGCAGGCAGCUCUGUCCGCCCCAACCGUCCUUUUCCUGUCUUACUGGUGGCUGCUACCAGAGUCCCCUCGCUGGCUGAUCAACAAGGGCAAGCUGAAAGAAGCCGAGAUUGUGAUCAAGAAAGCUGCGAAAGGAAACGGCGUGGAGCUCAGCAAGAAGGCCCUACGACUGGACGAGCUGGAAGUGGAAGGAGAAGGGGAGAGAAUCUGGCACAUGUUCACCACCCCGGUGCUUUUGAUUAGGUCCCUUGUCAUCUUUUUCAACUGGCUGGUGGCAAGCAUGGUGUAUUACGGUCUGAGCCUGAAUGUCGGGGGUCUGUCCGGCAACAUAUACCUCAACUUUUUCAUCUCGGCUGUGGCAGAGUUGGCCUCGUACAUCUUCUGUCUUCUUCUGUUGGACGUCACGGGUCGCAAGCCCCUCCAGUGUAUCUCCAUGCUUGUCGGAGGUGUGGCCUGUAUUGCUACCAUGGCACCUGUCAUCACAGACGCCCCAGAAUGGAUUACCAUGGUUCUGUCAAUGGUUGGAAAAUUUGGAGCGUCUGCCGCUUUUGCAGUUAUCUACGUCUUCUCGGCGGAACUGUUUCCAACUGUGAUGAGGAAUUCUGGGAUGGGGCUCAGCUCUUUCUCCGCUAGGAUAGGAGGAGUUGUUGCCCCCUACAUCGCUGAUCUCGGCGACAUGGUGGAUGGCCACUUUGGCGUUGCUCUACCCCUCAUCAUAUUCGGCGGUGCCAGUGUCCUGGCAGGUCUCCUCGCUCUCCUACUGCCGGAAACACUGGACCGGAAGUUGCCAGACACUGUGGAAGACGCUAAAAACUUUGCCAAACAAAAGAAAGCAAGUGCCUACGUCCUGGACAAUAUGGCCGAGGAAAAAGACAGCUCCAACGGGAAAUACAACCAGGCUUUCACUCCUGAUGGAUCAUACUGAGCUAAAGGAACAAAGAUCAUUUCAUAGAUUCACUGCAGUGAGGAAAAACAUCAUUUGACACAACUAUACAUAGAAGGCUAAUUAUAUGUAUAUUAUGUCUUUGUCCAAAAUUUGCACUUCUAAUGUAAUCGUACUUUUUAUUUGGAUGUGUCCGACUGAUGUGGUUAUGAAACUUAAGUAGAGCAUACCUUUUAUUUUCUUAUUAUAAUCUUUUAGCGUCACACCUCCCUAUCUAAUUACUAUGUCGUAUCGGAAGUUAACUUGACGUUCCUCUUUGAGUGAUGUUCUCGUACUUCACUGAAUAUCUUACCAUGCCUCAUCCGUGAAGAUCGACAACGUGCUCACCUUCCAAAUGAAUACAUCACUUUAAUGCGGUGUUAAACUUCAACAUCAAUGACAACAAUAACAGCAUCGGAUCAGUAACAUCAGCAACAACAAUAAAAAAUGACAUCAUCAUCAUCAACGAC